This is a messenger RNA of Cadophora gregata, 303 nucleotides long. RefSeq lists its product as uncharacterized. The record is from RefSeq and is a predicted model, not a curated record. NCBI's taxonomy places the organism in Eukaryota, Fungi, Ascomycota, Leotiomycetes, Helotiales, Ploettnerulaceae. The coding region runs from base 1 to 303 and encodes 100 amino acids. The transcript has 2 exons.
AUGAUGAGUCGUUCAUGUACGCGGGAUUUGCCGCGCGCACAUGACAUCACAUGUAAAACUGGUAGGCAUGCUGGAGCGGACAGUACCAACCGUGGAUGGCCACGGUAUGAAUGGAAAACAGGUAAAGAGGAAGAUGCAACUGCUAAUCGAAAGCUUGAGCCCGAAAGUCAAGAAGUGGCUGAUACUGUCUUAAAGCCAGACCAGUCCGUGAGAACUGCCCGGAUUUCCUGCCGAUACUGUCCAACUCCGCCAGCAGAAUUAACUUGCUCAAAGUCUUUACCUGGAACGCUUCCUCCCAUGUAG